AUGAUGUGGACGUACCUUCAUACGACUAUUAAUGACACCAUUUUGUUCAAGUUCUGGCAGGUCAAAUCGAGUACAGGUAAUUAAUUAACGACUUUCUAUUCGAACAUAACAGUUGCUUCCAAAAAUAUCACAGUAUUUCACAAACAUUAGAAGAUUUUUUUUGCGUUUUUCUAGAUAUGGCAGCCAGCUGUGCGAUCGUGUUUGUUAUGGCGGUUCUCCUUGAAUUCCUCAAAUUUGUGAGGCUUUCAGUUGAAAGGAAGAGUCAGGAUAAAUUGUAAGCCUUCAUCACAUCUUAAUGACUCGAUAAUUACCAUUUACUGACUAAAAUCUAACAUUUUUAAGCUUCCAGAUUAGUCACCAAAUCCUACUGUAG
Bursaphelenchus xylophilus (pine wood nematode) is the source of this 373-nucleotide messenger RNA. Lineage: Eukaryota; Metazoa; Nematoda; Chromadorea; Rhabditida; Aphelenchoididae. The record is from the annotation of a GenBank genome assembly.